AUGGUACGCGCAGUGUGGAAGAAGCUACUGAGUGACGCCUCUAUCCAGAGGUCCUCCCAGAACCUGUCCGUUAUCGGCGGGAACGCAUAUAUAUAUGGUGGAGAGCUAAGGCCGAGAGAGCCUGUCGACUCAGCCAUCUACCGCAUUUCAACUGAUCGUGGAAAUGCAUCGACCACUACGAUAUCGGCCAUCACCGGGCUGCCGAAUACGCCCCAGCCACGGGUUGGAGCAACAUCCACUGCCCUCGGAGGAAAGAUCUAUAUCUUCUCAGGGCGCGGUGGAAUAGCAAUGGCACCGAUCGAGGAGGCCGGAUCUCUCUGGGUAUUCGACCCAGUAGCCAACGCUGAGCAGUGGUCACAACUGAAGCCUAGCGAUUCCAACGCACCAUACCCAGCAGGCCGCAGUUACCACGCAGUGACCAACAACGGCAAAGACACUAUCUUCAUACACGCCGGGUGUCCCGAGAAAGGCCGACUCCGCGAUCUCUGGGCCUUCAACAUUUCUACCAGAGCGUGGACUGAAUUACCGCAGGCGCCGGGCCCGGAGAGGGGAGGUCCUUCCAUCGCAUACCACGACGGAAAGCUCUACCGCAUGAACGGGUUCGAUGGGAAAACUGAGCAGGGAGGGGCACUGGAUGUUUUCGACCUUGCCGCCAAUGCAUGGAAUACUAUUACUUUCGCAGCUGAUGGAACUAACGGGCCAGCUGCGCGAAGUGUGAGCAGCCUGCUUUCUCUCCCGAUCGGCGGAAAACCGUCCCUUGUCACGAUGUUUGGCGAGCACGACCCGAGUAGCCUUGGCCAUCAGGGAGCAGGGAAGAUGCUUCCAGAUGUUUGGGUGUUUGAUAUCGAGUCCAAGACGUGGUCGAAGGUUGAGCUGGAUGGAGAAGUCCCGCCUCCGCGUGGGUGGUUCGAUGCAGAUGUAGCUGACGGAUCUCCAUCUGGUAUCGUUGUCCACGGUGGGCUUGCAGAGUCGAACGAGCGCCUGGGUGAUGUUUGGUUAUUGAAGUUUGAGUCAUCUUAG
Messenger RNA from Aspergillus versicolor CBS 583.65, 1020 nucleotides. Its product is annotated as Kelch repeat protein. The transcript has 2 exons. Bases 1 to 1020 code for a protein of 339 amino acids. Lineage: Eukaryota; Fungi; Ascomycota; Eurotiomycetes; Eurotiales; Aspergillaceae. Gene Ontology annotation, molecular function: protein binding. The record is from RefSeq and is a predicted model, not a curated record.